AUGCGUGUAAGAACGCCAUGGAUCGAAGCUUUGGAAAAGCAGAGAAAGAAGGGGUUUGAUCCGACCAAGCCGUCAAGCACACCCGCGACUCCACCAGACCGCGAUCUCACGCCCAAGAAGAUGUCAGAUAGCUUCCAUCGAGUCGUUAUACCACUAGCCCAAGAUCCAUGGCUACUAGACAAUUACCUCAAUUCGAACGGCCAUAUCAGACUCGGAACAAUCUUCAUGGAUCUCGAUGCCCUCUCUGGAGUCAUUGCAUACAAGCACACAGGAGAAUCCGUCACAACCGUCACAGCUGCUGUUGAUAGAAUCACGAUUAAUCAUCCCUUGAAGGAGCUAUGCGAUCUUGAACUGUCCGGUCAGGUCACCUAUGCAACAGGGAGGAGUAGCAUGGAAAUAUCUCUACAAGUGGCCAAAGCCCCAGAAAAAGGUGCUAAAGUCCAUAAAGAAGAUGUCCUGAUGACGUGUGCCUUCACUAUGGUGUCAUUAGAUCCGUCUACUAAGAAGCCGGUUGCAAUAAGUCCUAUUAAACUAGAGACAGAAGAAGAGAAGCGGCUAUUUGAGUUGGGCCAGAAGAAUUCGACUGGAAAGAAAGCCCUCGCCAAGAGGACUUUGCGUAAACAGGCGCCCAACGAGGAAGAGAGUGAGUUAAUUCAUGCGAUGUGGCUCAAGCAGCUAGAAUAUCAUGACCCCAACAUCUCAACCCGAAAACCCGAGAACGUAAUCUACAUGGACAAAACCCGCCAGCAAUCAUCGCAGAUCAUGCAGCCUCAAUACCGUAACCGGCACAAUUUCAUGAUCUUCGGAGGUUUCCUGCUCAAACAGACUUUCGAGCUCGCUUUCUGCUGUGCGGCUGCAUGUUCUCAUUCGCGGCCGACCUUUGUCAGCUUAGAUCCCAGCACUUUUGAGAACCCAGUGCCGGUUGGUAGCGUGCUGUACUUGACGGCGAUCGUAGCAUAUACAGAUCCGCCGCUUGUGACGACAAAUGUUGCAGGCGAUGGCGUUGAAGAUACGGCAGAGGGUCCCGGAGAGAGAUAUACAAGAGUGCAAAUUCGCAUAGACAGCAAGGUAAGGAAUGUGGAGCACGGAGAAACGAAGCCGACGGGCCAAUUCAACUACACGUUCUUGGUAGAGAGAAACAUCCGUGUUAUGCCUUCAACGUAUUCGGAAUUUAUGAUUUGGGUUGAUGCGCGGAGAAGAGCAGAGAGUGUAAAGGCUAGCAUUGAGGGGCUAGAGCCUGGAAGGUUAAGAAAUGGGACGGAUGAUGGGAGGAGUUUGAGGGUUACUGAGUAA
Letharia columbiana is the source of this 1293-nucleotide messenger RNA. RefSeq lists its product as uncharacterized. The transcript is spliced from 4 exons. The coding region runs from base 1 to 1293 and encodes 430 amino acids. Gene Ontology annotation, molecular function: fatty acyl-CoA hydrolase activity. The record is from RefSeq and is a predicted model, not a curated record. Gene Ontology annotation, cellular component: mitochondrion. NCBI's taxonomy places the organism in Eukaryota, Fungi, Ascomycota, Lecanoromycetes, Lecanorales, Parmeliaceae. Gene Ontology annotation, biological process: acyl-CoA metabolic process.